AUGUUCUCUAAGCGCAAAGCUAUGGACGCUGGAAAGCGUCCUGCAUUCCACGAAGGCCAUGCGGCGCCGUUGAUUCAGAUUCUGGCAUGGCUCUUUCUCGUCUUCUCGAUAUUAGCUGUUACAGCGCAGUUUGCCACCAAGAAAGCUAUGGCUCGGCGAUUUGUACGAGCUGACUUCGUACUGUUAACUGCUUUGGUCCUGUCCGUAGGACAGGCAGCUACGCUUCUUAGUCCUGCUGGUCAGCCUAUCGGGAAUCUACAGGCUGGUCUCUCGCCAGAUCAGAUUGAUGGAGCUUGGAAGGCUUUGUUCAGCAGCGAGAUAUUGAGCGUGCUUACCAUUGUUGCCGCCAAAGGCUCACUGCUCGUCUCUCUUGAGUCAGUGACACCGGUCGCUGGACACCAGAUGAUGAUGCGCGCAACGGGCGUUCUGACGCUACUAUGGGGACUGAGUGCUAUCUUCCUCUUCGCCUUCCAGUGUCCAUCGCCACAGCGAUGGGAUAUUACGAACCCAAAGUGUAUGGAUAUCCGCGCCAUACGAACGUACAAUGCUGUCAUGAGUAUCGCGACCGACCUUGCGCUCGCGAUCGUGCCUACAUUGAUGGUGUUGCCCUUACAAAUCACAUCGGAGAAACGCCUGACACUCGUCACUGGCUUUUGGUCACGCAUGGUUGUCGUAUUCGCCUCCGCUGCUCAGAUCGGAUACAUCCGUAGCCUACCCCAACAAAGCGACCUUCACUCGAUCUGGCGCAUCGUCGUAUGCGGACAAGUAGCUCAAGUUGCUAGCAUCAUGACCACAACGAUCCCCUUCCUGAAACCUUUUAUGGUGAGCCUCGACUCGGGCCUCUGGAGCGCCAAUCAUGCUGGUGUUGCUACGACGUCAAGCUAUGCAUCUGCAGUUCGUACAGGACAUUUGUCGAGCUAUGUCGAGAUUGCCAGUCAACAAAGUCGAGAUCCAUCUGUCGUGAAAGGAGACAAGGAUAUCGAUAUCUGGCACUGGGCUGUGACUCCAGCUUGCCAGCUUGCCUCGAGCAGUGCGCGCCAGGAUUGCAUUGUGAAGAUUAUUGCGCGUGUUAUUUGCACUCUAACCCAGAAUCAAUCUGUCGUCAACAGGGAUGCGUCAAGGCUCCUCAAGACUGCGACAAGUGGGAGCUUACUGAACGUGACACAGCAUCUGUUGGUUCCGCGAUCGCCGAUUCAGAUAGCAUUGCUGUGGGCGACCAACAGUCUCCUCCGAUCGACCAUUGUCAAGUCUGUCGGGCCGCUGUCUACACGUGCCAACAGAACUGCCGCGGUGACAAGGCCUGCGAAACAACAUGUAGUUGUCCCGUUACCGACCAGGAUAGCUGUCACAGAUGCUCGACUACCACCUGUUCUACCACUGUUCAAGAAGCAGACACCAAUGACUCCGAGUCACCCCCAAUUGACCAUUGCCAAGUCUGCCGGUCCGCCAUCUACGCCUGUCAACAAAACUGCAAUGGUGACCAGGCAUGCAAGACAGCGUGCCUAUGUCCCAUCACUGAGCGGGAAAGCUGCGGCAAGUGCCAGUCCUUCAAUUGUCCGAGCUCUUAGAGUCAAGCGGCCGUUGAUGUUCCUUCGUUAUGAGCGGCCAUAG
Molecule: messenger RNA, 1611 nt
Organism: Alternaria burnsii
Lineage: Eukaryota; Fungi; Ascomycota; Dothideomycetes; Pleosporales; Pleosporaceae
Exons: 7
Coding region: 1-1611 (536 amino acids)
Source: RefSeq, a predicted model, not a curated record